Molecule: messenger RNA, 2968 nt
Organism: Mus pahari (shrew mouse)
Lineage: Eukaryota; Metazoa; Chordata; Mammalia; Rodentia; Muridae
Gene: Marveld2
Product: MARVEL domain containing 2
Exons: 7
Coding region: 99-1766 (555 amino acids)
Biological process (GO): bicellular tight junction assembly
Cellular component (GO): cytoplasmic vesicle; apical plasma membrane; bicellular tight junction
Source: RefSeq, a predicted model, not a curated record
GCCUGACCGAGACAACGGCCACAUUGGGGCGGAAGCCAGUGUGGAUUUUCCAGAGAAGAAGGCGAAGGCGGGACACGCACCGGGUGUGAAAAUCACAAAUGUCGUCAAGUGACGGAAGGUCCAGGAUUCGGGACAGGGGCUAUAGUGAGGUUCCCAGGGACACGCCUUGUCCAGAUGGUACCGUAAGAACGUUCCAGUCUCUUCACAGCAGUGAGCUGGCUGUGAGCGCAGAUCCUCUGCCUCCUCCCCCUCUCCCAUUACAGCCACCAUUCGGCCCCAGCUUCUACUCAAGUGACACAGAGGAACCAGCCGUGGCACCAGACCUCAAGCCGGUAAGACGCUUUGUUCCCGACUCCUGGAAGAACUUCUUCAGAGGGAAGAAAAAGGACCCAGAAUGGGACAACCCGGUGUCUGAUAUCAGACACAUCUCCGAUGGUGUGGAGUGUUCACCUCCAGCCUCUCCCGCAAGAGCAAACCACCACCCUUACAAAGACCCUUCCGGAGGGUCACAAGGCACCUUUAAUUCCCAGCACGAGGCAGAUGCCAUGUUUCCCCACGACCCCUAUGCAUCCUUAGACCGGCGCACGCAGACGGCGCGGACGUAUAGUGAGAAGGUAGAGGAAUACAACCUGCGCUACGCCUACAUGAAGUCGUGGGCAGGCCUGCUGAGAAUCCUGGGUGUGGUGGAACUGCUUCUGGGGGCCGGCGUCUUCGCGUGUGUCACGGCUUACAUCCACAAGGACAACGAGUGGUACAACUUGUUUGGCUAUACACAGCCCUAUGGCAUGGGAGGUAUGGGCAGCCUCGGCAAUACGUAUGGGGGUUAUUACUACAGUGGCCCCAAGACCCCCUUCGUCCUCGUGGUGGCUGGAUUGGCUUGGGUCACCACCAUUAUUAUUCUGGUGCUUGGCAUGUCCAUGUACUACCGCACCAUCCUCUUGGACUCUAACUGGUGGCCCCUGACUGAGUUCGGAGUCAACGUUGCGUUGUUUAUCCUGUACAUGGCUGCAGCCAUAGUCUAUGUGAACGAUACCAACCGAGGUGGACUCUGCUACUACCCGUUAUUUAAUACGCCAAUGAAUGCGGUGUUCUGCCGGGUAGAAGGAGGUCAGAUAGCUGCAAUGAUCUUCCUGUUUGUCACCAUGAUAGUUUACCUCGUCAGCGCCCUGGUCUGCCUAAAGCUGUGGAGGCACGAGGCGGCUCGGAGACAUCGGGAGUUCCUGGAGCAGCAGGAGAUAAAUGACCCGUCGUUGUCAUCAAAACGGAGAGUGUGUGAAGUGGCCACCAGUGACCGGCAGAGAGAUCACGAAGUGAAUGUCAAAGAGUUGAGAACAACAACUAAAAUGAUGCCCGAGCUGCUGAGUGGGCACAUCCCUCCCGGCCACAUUCCGAAACCCAUCGUGAUGCCCGACUACGUGGCAAAAUAUCCUGUGAUUCAGACGGAUGACGACCGAGAACGCUAUAAGGCUGUGUUCCAAGACCAGUUUUCAGAGUACAAAGAGCUGUCUGCGGAAGUGCAGGCCAUCCUGAGGAAGUUUGACGAGCUGGAUGCGGUGAUGAGCAGGCUACCACAUCAUUCUGAAAACCGCCAGGAACACGAGAGAAUUUCAAGAAUUCAUGAAGAGUUUAGGAAAAAGAAGAAUGACCCUUCAUUUCUGGAAAAAAAGGAGCGUUGCGAUUACCUCAAGAACAAACUUUCUCACAUAAAGCAAAGAAUUCAAGAAUACGAUAAAGUGAUGAAUUGGGAUACGCAAGGUUACCCCUAGACACUGUUUAGUCACUGCCUCUGUGUUGGUCUCCUGGGUGAGGAGCAGGCACUUCCAGGUCAUCUUCUGCUUGGUUUAAACAUAUCCUAGGUAAACACUGUGAUUUCACUCAAACAUUUCAAAACAGUUUCAAACCCGGGAGGGCCUUUACUGAGACGAGAGAGACAGUGUAUACAGCUGUGCACAGUUUAAUGUUUUUCUCAUGAACAUGGGCUUGAAGCCAAGAUCAGUUGUCACACUCUACGCUCUUGGGCAAGUUGAUCAAUCCUCUGUGCCUGUUUCCUCUGUAAAAUGAUACCUACCUCAUAGGGCAGUUAUGAGACUAUACGGGCUCACCUUUAUUUCUCAGGCAUCUGGAACAGAGCCUGCUGCUGCUGUAAAAGAGCCACGUUUGUGUGGGGAGUGCUGUGGAUGUCGGUGGAGGAUGAGCUACACAGGAUGAGUUUCAGGAAGCAGUCUGGAUUGAGCAAGCGUCAACAGCUGACCAGAGGCACGUGUCCCAUAAUGCCCUUGUGUUUUUCGCCUUUAGCACUGCAGCCUUACGUGGAAGUUUCACUGUUGCCUGUGAGCUGUUAUAGCCCUUCAGGGCCUCUAUGUCUGUAAUCAGGGUCACUGUGCAUAGAUCCCCAUGUGCCCACAGCCCAUGCCGUGUGCAUGCGAGAGCGACGCCUUUCAGUCUACUUGGAGUCUCUCCUGUGAUUCAUUGCCACACCUUCCCCAGAAGAAUCUGUGUGACAGUUUCCACCCACUACAGCUUCCAGUCAAACAAUUAACCAAUGUCCAAAGGGUUUUACAAAGUAGUGAAGUAAUGAGUGGAGCUGGCAGAGGCCCGGAAAGUUCUGGCGGCUGAGGACCAGAUUCGUUUUGUUUUGUUUUUUGUUUUUGUCAGUGAAACCUGGCAAUACUUCUGCAGACUAACUUCUGUAGUGAGACCUUGUCUUAGAACAGGAAACAAAAAAUAAAAUAAAAUAAGGAGGAAGGAGAAGACGAGUACUAAAUCAAUAAAAUAAAAUAUGGUAGCAUGUGCACACCACCCUGGCACUCAGGAGCUGAGGCAGCAGAAUAUCAAGUUCAACGCCAGCCUGGGCUUCAGAGAAAGCACCCCCCUCCCUUUUUAAUGUAAGAUAUUGCCAUUUUAUACAUUUAAAAAGUUUGGGUUACACAGAGAAACCCUGUCUUGAAAAACCAAAAAAAAAAAAAAA